CGGAUUACAGCAGCCGCUCCGGCCAACAGCCACCUCCAGCUCGGCAGCCUCCGGGUUCAGGACCCUGAGACACCGCGGCUUGCUCCAGCCUCAGCCCAGGGCAGCUCGGUGCCUGCAAGCAGCUUCUGCCUUGGGGUCUGCAGCAGCAGCCGGACUGAGAGGCCAGCUGGGCUCAGAGCCCAGGAAGGUAAAAUGUGCGACUUCUUGGAGAACUAGCUUUAUCACCCAACCUGGCUUGCCCUAGCACUGGAAAAAGAAUGGGCAGAGGAUAGUCCCUCUUGCCUCUUUUUCUUCUGCCACUGAGGGCAUUUGCUUCUUUCUGGAAAAUACCACUUGAUAAGGGAGUGGGGGUUAUGUGGAUCUGUAGAGGGGGUAAUAAAGCCGCCAUUUCUGGGAUGGAUUAUUUUUCUUCUGUUCUUUUCUUUUUUGCUUAAGAAGACUGUCCUGACUCCUUGGCUGCUUGCUAACCCUGGUACAAAGAUGGGGAACUCGUUGCUGCAAAUUGCCACCAAGCGCUGCAGGCUACCUGAACCAUCUCUGAAAGUGAGGGUGGCUGCGUCGGGCCGGUGGCGGCUCCGAGGAAGAGGCUGGGGCUGGCAACGGUCUGGGUACUUGCUCUGGGUGGAACCUGGAGGUAGUAACGUUGUCUAUAUAUACCCUGUAGAACCGAAUUUGUGUGGUAUCCACAUAGUCACAGAUUCGAUUCUAGGGGAAUAUAUGGUCGAUGCAAAAACUUCACUUUUCUCCGAAAUAGCCAGAGUCAGAAGUGGUGGCCAGAGGCAGCAGUGGGUCAGUCGCCUCUUUCUGUUUUAUUACGUUGGACUCCAGGAGGAUCGACUGAGCCCAGUGAUAUAGAGCAGACUUUUACUGGAGAAGCCCCUCAUCUGUAAACAGAAGCCUCUGUGAAAACCCCUAAUUGGUUGCAUGAAUGAAGGGCCAAAGGGUUAGGUUUGGGGGGACUGGGGAGUGAGGUGGGAGUCCAGAUAGCCCCAGCCCCAGCUCUGCCUUCCAGGGACAUAGGGUUGGAGGGUGCCCAAUGGAGGGGGCUCACUGGUCUGUUCCUGCCAUGUGGGAAGAUGGGGGAGCUGGGAAGGAGGAAUGUUGGGUCCAUUUGGGUCAUGUGGGGGUGCCCCCGCCACCUUCCUAGCCCAUCCUUCAGCUGCCUGGCAGGAGCAUCACGGGCUUCUUGUCAUACCCGCAAGGCCCCGGCUUUGGCUAGAAACACCCCGGCCUGGGCACUUGCAGAAAGCUUGGUGGUUACUCAUUGCCUAAUUUGAUUCAGGCCAGCCAGAUUGUGGUAACUUUUGGGUGACCCUGAUGGAGACAAAGCCAGAAUUCGGCCUUUGUAUAGCAGAGUCCCCGUUCCCGCGGGCUGGGCGGGCUGGGCGGGCUGGGCGGGCUAGGCAGGCUAGGCAGGCGGGAGCCCUGCCUAGCCUGCUGUUCUCUACCCAACUCAGAAGCCACCUCACCCACCCACCUUUUGGUGCCACGCACCCUGACAGAUAUGGAGAUUCAUCCCCCCUUGAUCUGUACCAUACUAGGGGGAUGUUUUCAGGUGGGGUGAGUGGAGAGGGCACUGGGGGUUAGCAAAGUCAGUGGCAGACAAAAGCUGGGAUUGCCUGUGGGGAAUGAGGGUGCUGGGAUUAGAACCACAUUAACAUCUGGUGUGGGCCCUCAAAUGUGCCACGGAGAGUCACUUGAUUACACGUAUGUUAUUUAGUUAAAUUUGUGAAAAUUAUGAGAUGCUCACCAACCCGGUGAUAAACUCACUCCCUCGCUAUUGGCUGGCCUGGUCACAUGGCCGCCAACUUUAUUCAGUUGACAGCAAGUAGGAGGGCCCUAUGGAAGGAGAAAAAAGACAACACGAGAAAAAUUAGUAUUUUCUACCUUGUGAAAUUAAUGGCCAUGAGUUCGUAUAUGGUGAACUCCAAGUAUGUGGACCCCAAGUUCCCUCCGUGUGAGGAAUAUUUGCAGGGCGGCUACCUAGGGGAGCAGGGAGCCGACUACUACGGCGGCGGCGCUCAGGGGGCCGACUUCCAGCCCCCGGGGCUCUACCCACGGCCCGACUUCGGUGAACAGACCUUCGGAGGCGGCGGCCCCGGGCCUGGCUCGGCGCUGCCCACGCGGGGUCACGGGCAAGAACCCAGCGGCCCCGGCGGCCACUACGGUGCCCCGGGAGAGCCGUGCCCUGCGCCCCCGGCGCCCCCGCCCGCGCCCCUGCCCGGCUCCCGGGCCUGCAGUCAGCCAGGCGGCCCCAAGCAGCCGCCCCCCGGGACGGCCCUCAAGCAGCCGGCCGUGGUCUACCCGUGGAUGAAGAAGGUGCACGUGAAUUCGGUGAAUCCCAACUACACCGGCGGGGAGCCCAAGCGGUCCCGGACGGCCUACACCCGGCAGCAAGUCCUAGAACUGGAAAAGGAAUUUCAUUUUAACAGGUAUCUAACGCGGCGCCGUCGGAUUGAAAUUGCCCACACCCUGUGUCUGUCCGAGCGCCAGAUCAAGAUCUGGUUCCAGAACCGGAGGAUGAAGUGGAAAAAAGACCAUAAGCUGCCCAACACCAAAGGCAGGUCCUCGUCGUCGUCUUCCUCCUCCUGCUCCUCCUCAGCUGCCCCAGGCCAGCAUUUGCAGCCGCUGGCCAAGGACCACCACACGGACCUGACGACCUUAUAGAAGUGGGGACCCUGGGCCCAUUCCUCCCUGCGCUCCUGGCUGAGCCGAAGCUGCGGGGGCAGGCCGGGCCUGCUGUCACCUCCCUGGGCACUAAGGUACUGUGGGGUGGACCUGGGACCUGCAGGCCGCCCUCGGACUAGGUUAGCAUCCUGCCCGAGGGCAGCCCUCUCCCUGGAGCAGGGAUAGGGGUGGGAAGGGGGCAGGAUUCUAAGUAUAUUACUGAAUGGCAGGAACUACUGAGAACAGAAAACCUUGGCCAGUCAUUAAACUCACGAAAAUCUCCACUGUUGGAUUUUGAAUUUGCAAACAAAGGUUGAAUGCUUUAUCCCAGUGUGAAUUUGAACGUCCUCCCCCACCCCACCCCUCCAGGGAUCUUUGGGGUUUGAUAAUGUGGGGGAGUUGAGGCAGAAGUUUGGCCACCCCUGUGCUAGAUGCUUUCAGUGGAAGCAGGAGAGCUGGGCCAGGAUUUCUGAACUUUCUGGGUUGUCUGUAUAAUUUCUGUUGUGAAAAAAAUUUUUUUUUAGCUCCCAGUGGCCCCAUGCCCAAAGAAAUGAGUCUAAGAAGCAAGUGGAAACGGGUUAUUUUAUGUUUAGAUUAUAUCUGCUUAAAUAUUUAUUUGUUGGGGAAUGGGGUACAGAAAUAACUGACAUCUUAUUGCCAAAAAAGUAACAUGGUGAAGGGGGCUGAGUUUCAGGGAGCAGAAUGAGAUGUGUGGACUUACUUCUGACUGUAAAUGGCAUUUUGAACUCCACCCCCUCCCACUCCCCGGAAAUGUGUGUAGGGGGCCCUUAACCCUUCUAGAGGGAAGCAAAGGAUCCACUCAAAGUUGAGUUCCUGAAAAUAUUUCCACAUGUGCUUUUUUCAGUACUGUGCUUACAACCAGUUCUGGGUGAUUAAAGGAAAGGGAAAGAAAGAAAGAAACAAAUGGUCCAACAUUUUCCUUCUGGGGAAAGAAAACAAAACCUCUGUGUUCUGGGUCAUUAGAUAAUGACUGAAUUUUCUGUUCCAACUGGAUUCCAAAUGCCCCCAAAUCCCCCAUAUAACACUAUUUUGUAGGAAUUGGUGGAUGGCCUGUAUGGGAGAGGACAUGUACAGUGGGGAGCAAGUGGGAAGGUAAGGAUGUCUUGCUUUAAAAAAUGAGAGAAAAACUGAGUCUAGAAGUCCAGAAAAGUUGGUCUUAGGGUUUUCCCCCUAAGUUUUAAUUUUUUAAAUAAAUCUAAGGAAGUUUUUCUCAACACAGCAAUUAGAAAGAAAAUUUGUAAAAGGCCCUUUCUCUUGCCUUCAGAAUAGUAGUUUAAAACCAAUCUCUCUCAAACAACAGGAGAGAUUUCUUUAGUCAUUUUUCUAAUGACUUGCCUGGGAAGAGUUCAAAGUUCACUUUUCUAAAAUGUUGACCCUUAAGGAUAAGGGGAAAGAGUCAAAGGUAAUGGCCAGAGUUCAUAAACUCAAAUGAAGCAAGGCUUCAGAAGUUUAAACCCCAAAGCCUUGGGCUCCAAAAAGAAACCCCUGGUUGCAGCUACUGAAAAGUGACAAAAGCGGGGAGGGAGAAAGAGUGAGCUUGAAAGGGAGACUCAGAAUUGGGGCUAUUUUUCAGUGCCCCAGAACACUUUAGAAGGUUUCAGAGGUAAUUUUUAAAAUACAUUUUAAGUAUAGGAGGGAAAAAGACUUUCUUUGCAGGGGUGUUCUUUGGUUCGGUGUCUCCUGAGAGCUGAGAGCAGGUAUUCACUGGAGUCCCUAGGCUGAAAUUCCACUUCUCUAAAGUAUCUUCCAAGCCUUGGUCUUUUGUAUUAGACCCUGGGGACAGCUCUUUGUUCCUCCUUGGGGUGAGCCUGGCUCUCAGACUUGCACAUGGCAAUACUUGAAUAUCGCCACGUCGGGAUAUUAAAGAUGGAUAUUCUUGCAUUAUUCACAUCAUUGUUUCUAUUACAAAAAGCACAGAGUUCAUACAUAGUCAAGACGUCUUUUUUCUGACGCCCUCACGUUGAGAAGCUGAAAAGGUAUUUUACUGAAGUUCGGCUAAAUUACAGAAUCAGGUUCAUCCAGAGGACAAAUUUUCUAUUCGAUUAGCUGUAUUACAGCCGGGAGGACUGACCUCUAAACCCUUAACCUUUUGGACUCUAACUACCCUUCUCUUCUUUUUUUCCCCCCUCUAACAUGGAGAGCAGUCUUUGGAUGCAGCAUUUGAAAAGAGCCGAUAUCCUUAGGCAAGUUGGAAAGUUGCUCAGAUUUCCCCCUAAAACCCAAAGCUGUGAAUAUAUUGAACCUUCUGCUUGGGGUGGGGAGAGUAUAUAUUUUCACAUCAUCCAACUACGUAUAUAUUAUAAAGAUUAUUAUAUAGAUUUCCUCCCUUCCCAGAAGUUCAGGUUACUCACCCCAGCUUCAGACCAAAUGCCAAAAGUACUUAACUGCCUUCACCCCUGCCCCUGAGGAAAGCCAAGAGGCAUAUUUUGAUGAAGAAAACCCAAGCUCCUUGUCAAACAGAGCCCCACCACUUUGGAAAGUAACUUAAUCGGAGAAACAACUUCUUUGUUUAUAAGUCUCAGUUCUCCUUCUCAGCUUCCCGGGAUUGUCUUUUGAAAUGUUAAUGGAGCCUGGAUGGCCCAGAGGACAGCCCUCCACCCUGAGGUCCCAGUCAGACCCCAGCGUCCAUUUGGGCCCACAGGAAUUGGGCAGGGAAGAAGCACACCCACCCCCAACUACCUAGGGCAGGAAAGGAAGUGAGUUUCCAUCUGGGAACGUGCUCUGGAGAAAGCUAGAUGUAGAAAGGCUCAGUGCCCAUUUGCUUUUAUUUGUUUCCAGUUUGUUCCCCUAAAUAUGAGCCAGAAGUGUUUGUUUUGAGUUUUUUUAAAAUGCUGUGUUGGGGUCGUGACUGGGGGGAGAAAAGUGUUUGCUGAGGACAUUGCUCCUCAGAUUCCCAUCUCACUUUGUCCAUUGCAGCCUUUUGUUGGGAGAUGACUUUGUCAGUCAGCCCCAUGGUGUCUGUUCACACAGGAUGCUUUUUUUUAAAUAGAAUUGACCAAUGUUCUGCUGCCACUGAUUAAAGUAUUAUUUAUACUAAUUGUUGCCUGUAGUUUUGAUGUAAUUCAUUGAUCUAUAUUUGAAAUAAUAAAAGGUGUAGUGAAAUCUC
This is a messenger RNA of Camelus dromedarius (Arabian camel), 5794 nucleotides long. RefSeq names its product homeobox D4 (gene HOXD4). Gene Ontology annotation, molecular function: DNA-binding transcription factor activity, RNA polymerase II-specific; RNA polymerase II cis-regulatory region sequence-specific DNA binding. The coding region runs from base 1798 to 2667 and encodes 289 amino acids. The transcript has 4 exons. Gene Ontology annotation, cellular component: nucleus; nucleoplasm. Gene Ontology annotation, biological process: positive regulation of transcription by RNA polymerase II; embryonic skeletal system morphogenesis; anterior/posterior pattern specification. NCBI's taxonomy places the organism in Eukaryota, Metazoa, Chordata, Mammalia, Artiodactyla, Camelidae. The record is from RefSeq and is a predicted model, not a curated record.